This is a messenger RNA of Megalobrama amblycephala (Wuchang bream), 4735 nucleotides long. RefSeq names its product leucine rich repeat containing 4C, genome duplicate b (gene lrrc4cb). Gene Ontology annotation, biological process: modulation of chemical synaptic transmission; synaptic membrane adhesion; regulation of axonogenesis. The record is from RefSeq and is a predicted model, not a curated record. Lineage: Eukaryota; Metazoa; Chordata; Actinopteri; Cypriniformes; Xenocyprididae. Gene Ontology annotation, molecular function: cell-cell adhesion mediator activity. The transcript has 2 exons. The coding region runs from base 1371 to 3266 and encodes 631 amino acids. Gene Ontology annotation, cellular component: postsynaptic density membrane; glutamatergic synapse; plasma membrane.
UGAUACCUACAACGCCUCUCUGCAUCUAAUAUUUAGAGAUGUAGGGUUUCUGGUGAUGGUUGGCAACUUGGCAGAGAACAGAAAUAUCGAGAGGGCGAUGAAUGCCGGUAGGUGGCAAUCCCACAUCAAUUUGUGCCAAAAAAAAAAGAGGGGAAAAAAACACUACGGAGAAAAUCCACACAUAUUAAUAAAGUCAAGUUUAAAUAAAGAUAUCACGCUGUUCUUUUGGCUUUGGACGACAUGAGCAAGUAAAGACUGCGCGCGCACACACGCACACGCACACACACACACACACAAUGAUGGGCAUCAUUCAGCAACAGAUGCGUUUCAAACGCGCAGUGUCAGGUUUAAUACAUCAUCCGUCAAUCGCUGCAAAUAUACCGUUCUCCUGAGCCACAUUUUCACAGACGGUGCCUCUUUCCGUGUGCUUACACUUUCUAUUUACAUUUUCUGACGAAACAUUGAGCUGGCCGGCGCAACAACGAUUUGUAAGCAACACGAAAGAAAGGGAAAACUGCAGCGCCAAUCAAACGUCGCUUUAAAUGAGCCCAGACGUUGUGGGAUGAGAUUCACGUAGGGAACGUAUGAAGUUUAAUACGCUGACAUUAAACGACAGAAUUAGCUAGAACACCCCUUACCAACACGAAUUAAAAUGUUAUUGUUGGAUGUUGAGUCUCAAGGAUUCAGUCGAGCCUAUGGUUCAACUUUGAGGAGGCUCUGCAGUGGACAUCGCUCACGAGAAAUGAAGGCGAGAGGAAGGAGUGCAGACUCAAGGAAGCUGUGAGGUGAUGCUGUAACAUUCAACAGCAUUCAGCGGAGUCAGCACGUUAUGUUACAUCUAUGGACUGCGGUGGUGGAUGUGGGCAAGAUCUGAGGAGCGUGGGGCCAGAAUGCGUUGAAGAACGGCGGUAUAUGGCAGUGGUUUUAAAGGGCACAUCUCGAUCAGAGAAACCUUCCAAGUACUAACUCUACUGGAUUUUACCCAAAGGGAGGCUGUUGAAAACCCAUGUGGUUUAGACAUUUCCUUCCCGGAUGUGGAUACUGGGCUUAUUUUAUGUGUCCAGCAAAACAUACCAACGGUGGUAGAUUUAUUCCCCUUUUUCUGUACAGAUUUUGUAGAAGAUCUUCCAGCCCCCCUCCCCCUUUUUUGCACCUGCUUUGCUUUGUCAAAGCUCACCGAGCGCUUUAGAGCGCGCUGCUCUUACUUGCAUCUCCGUACAUCGUGCAUGGAUUCUACAUGAACUGGGGUUUUGUGAGGGCUGCAGUGAUGCUCCCGUUUACUGAUAUCGCCUCACAGCUCGCAUUUCUGGACAAAAAUGGACUGCCUAUAAAUGUUUGGGGAGAGAAAAUCAGCAGGCAUUAAAUUAUGAAUGUUGAACAAGAUGACCUCUUACCAUCAGCGCCAGAUGUUGAGAGGUCCUAGAUGGAAAGGGGCUUGGUUUGACCCCUUGUUUCUCCUGCUUUUAGCCCUGCAGUUGCUUGUUGUUGCCGGACUGGUGCGAGCCCAGACCUGUCCCUCUGUAUGUUCCUGCAGUAAUCAAUUUAGUAAGGUCAUCUGCACACGCAGAGGGCUAAAGGAUGUCCCAGAUGGCAUCUCCACUAAUACACGGUAUCUAAACCUUCAGGACAAUCAAAUCCAGGUCAUCAAAGUAGACAGUUUCAAGCAUCUAAGACACCUUGAGAUUCUUCAGCUUAGCAGAAACCACAUCCGCAACAUUGAGAUUGGCGCCUUUAACGGCUUAACCAGCCUUAACACUCUAGAGCUUUUUGACAAUCGCCUCACGACCAUCCCAAAUGGCGCCUUUGAGUAUCUAUCAAAACUGAAAGAGCUGUGGCUUAGGAAUAACCCAAUUGAGAGCAUACCGUCUGAUGCCUUCAGUCGCUUGCCCUCCCUGCGGCGGUUGGACUUGGGAGAGCUGAAGCGUCUCUCCUACAUCUCGAGUGGAGCAUUUCAGGGCUUGAGUAACCUUCGCUACCUGAAUCUGGGCAUGUGUAACCUCAAAGAGGUCCCCAACAUUCAGCCCUUGAUUCGCCUGGAUGAGCUAGAGAUGUCCGGGAACCAGCUCACCGUCAUCCAGCCCAGUUCUUUUAAGGGUCUUGUCCAUCUUCAGAAGCUGUGGAUGAUGCACGCCCAAGUCCAAACCAUAGAGCGGAACUCCUUCGAUGACCUGCACUCUUUGCGAGAGCUCAACCUGGCUCACAACAACCUUACCUUUUUGCCCCACGAUCUCUUCACGCCUUUGCACCACUUGCAGCGAGUGCAUUUGCAUCACAAUCCCUGGAACUGUAAUUGUGAUAUUCUUUGGCUGAGCUGGUGGCUGAGAGAGACCGUACCAACGAACACCAGCUGCUGCGCACGCUGUAAUUCCCCUCCCAACCUCAAGGGGCGCUACAUUGGUGAGCUGGACCAGAGCUACUUUCAGUGCUACGCCCCCGUUAUCGUCGAACCACCUGUCGACCUCAAUUUGACUGAAGGAAUGGCGGCAGAACUCAAAUGUCGGACAAAUUCAGUGACCUCGGUCAGCUGGCUAACACCAAAUGGCUCCAUCAUAACACAUGGGGCGCUAAAAAUGCGCAUUUCCGUCCAAAACGACGGAACGCUAAACUUCACCAAUGUCACCAUCCAGGACACAGGAACCUAUACUUGCAUCGUAAGCAACAUGCUAGGCAACAUUUCAGCCUCUGCUGUCCUCAAUGUGACUUCCGUUGACAACAGUGGCUUUACUUACUUCACUACGGUCACCGUAGAAACAAUUGAAACCCCUAUCGAUGGGGAAAGUAGGACACCGGUGCAGCCUUCUUUCGGCUGGGCAUCCUCCUCGACCACAAGGGGAACACCCAUUGCCACUGAGAGAGCGUACACAAUUCCCGUGACCGACAUAGACAUUGAUGGCUCUCUAAAUGGUUUGGAGGAGGUUAUGAAAACCACCAAGAUUAUUAUCGGCUGUUUUGUGGCCAUCACACUCAUGGCGGCCGUCAUGCUUAUAAUAUUCUACAAGAUGCGCAAGCAGCACCACCAGCAGGAUCACGAUGGGCCGAGCCGCACCAUUGAGAUCAUCAACGUCCACGAGGAGCUGGCGAGGGUUCCGGCCAUGGAGAGUCACCUGGCUCUUCCGCCCCUGGAGCAUGAGCAUUACAACCACUAUAACUCCUACAAAACUGCUUAUAACCAUGUGUCCGCUCUCAGCUCGCUGCAUAGCUCAGUGCAUGAACCUUUACUAAUCCAAGCCAGCUCGAAGGAUAACGUACAGGAGACGCAAAUUUGACCAUGUUGGAACUGAAUUCUACUAAUGCUGUUUAAAUUUUGGUUGUGGACACGCUGUCGUCAUGAAGAUUACAGUGCGCAUUUAGACGUUCAGCAAUGUCAAUGAGAGCCAGGGUGUAUGUAUCAUUAUUUUAAGUGUCUUUACAAAUCUUAUUUAUUUAAAGAUAUGUGAAGUGACUGGAUCAUCAAAUCAUAAGACAAAAUUUAAUGUCUUCUUUUUUUUUUUUUUUUUUUUCAUUUCUAUAUUUUGUAAACUGGGAGAACGAAUGGUGUACUUUCGUGUGCUGGUUGAAUUAAGGUAAACUCCAGCACCUUUGAGAGAAAUGAGACAACAGUUGUUGUUUUUUUGGGGGGGGGGGUUUGUGGCAUUUUACAUCGCAUUGCUCCAGUGUGUUUUCGUUUUUUGAGACGGUAAAAACAAAGACAAAAAACUGAAAACUACUGAAAACACCAAACUUUAAAUCGCAUGGAGCACUUAGGUAUGAAUGGUGGGCCUGAUGGAUGCAGAGAGGUGUAUAAAUGGUUACAUUUCCCCAUGAAAAAAAAUCCUGUUAUUAAAGAAAAAAGGGAAAGCUUUCAUUAUCAGGGCAUGGUUAUUCUGCAAAUGCAGCUAAAGGAAACAUUUCUAGAACUUAUAGAAGCCACUGUUCUGAACAAACAUCAAUUUACUUCAAUUCAGAAAUUAGGUUUGCAUAAUUGCCUUGAAUUACAGUUCUUAAAUCAUGUUAUUAUCUAAAACGUGGCAUUGAAAAUUCAGCAUUUAGUUUUUUCCCCCCUAAAUCUGUAAAUAUAUUUAUAACUGUAAACGCCACAAACCUAUAAAUAUAAAUAUGAAUUUCUAUACAUUAUUAAACAUCAGGUUAGUUCAAUUAUAGCCCCAAUUCCACGUGUGUGGGAUAUAAUUGUAUGAUAUGGAAAUAACCCUGAGUAGCUAAGGACAAGGGAAUAUGAUUCUAAGAUUAUGUAGGUUUCAGACAAAAAUGGCUACAAGGAAAUAAAUGAUGAAAUAAAAAAAUGGCCACUAUGUCACUAUGGAAACCAAUAACCUUGUGAAAAACACACUGGACAAAAUCAGAGUGCACCCAAUGCAUAAAACGUGCAUUGUUUAUUUGAGAACUGCAUAAUUUUCUAUAGAAGUGAUUUUUUUAACCACAGGUUUUUACUGUGACUGUGUGCUUUUGUAUGUUUGUGAGUUGUUUCUGCCAUAUACUGUACCAUCAGUUAUUAUUUUACCAUUGUCUAUAGAAUUGUAUGUUCAUUCUGUUGUGUAUUUUAAAUUAAUUCUUUUUUUUUUUCUGGAAUGGUUUAUUUGACUGGCAACUGCAUACCUCGCCUAACAUGAUGAUAAUGAGUGUGUGAAUGUGUCUGUAAGUCCAUAUGUGCAAAGGUUGUUUCUUUUUAUGCUCUACCAUGGUUUUUCACCAGCUUGUGUAUUGCUUUCUCAAAACAUUGAUAAAAGCUUAUGUGUGA